AUGAUCCGUGUGCUGAAGCCAUCAGGAAUAUACACCCGCAAAAAGAACGGAGCGGGCGUGGACCACAAGAACGUGAUCAACUACGAUGACGUGAACGAGUUCUUCUCCUACCGCUCCAAGCUGGACGACACCGACGGGUUCAAGUUCUACUCGAACGUUUUCACGUCGGACAUUAAGGACACGCGUAACCACAUCUUUUACUCCAUUUUCAUGACGAUCAGCGGCUCUCAAGACGGUCUGUACGAUUGGCCAGAGCUGGGGAGAUUUCUUCUGCUACGGAGCGUUCUGAACGAUCAUCUUCGUGUGCAAGUUCAUGUUCAACUCAGUUGA
Messenger RNA from Phytophthora nicotianae INRA-310, 330 nucleotides. RefSeq lists its product as hypothetical. The transcript has 4 exons. The record is from RefSeq and is a predicted model, not a curated record. NCBI's taxonomy places the organism in Eukaryota, Oomycota, Peronosporomycetes, Peronosporales, Peronosporaceae. The coding region runs from base 1 to 330 and encodes 109 amino acids.